Messenger RNA from Aspergillus campestris IBT 28561, 2117 nucleotides. RefSeq names its product putative succinyl-CoA synthetase subunit alpha. The transcript has 10 exons. Gene Ontology annotation, cellular component: mitochondrion; succinate-CoA ligase complex (ADP-forming). Gene Ontology annotation, molecular function: succinate-CoA ligase (ADP-forming) activity; succinate-CoA ligase (GDP-forming) activity. NCBI's taxonomy places the organism in Eukaryota, Fungi, Ascomycota, Eurotiomycetes, Eurotiales, Aspergillaceae. Gene Ontology annotation, biological process: tricarboxylic acid cycle. The record is from RefSeq and is a predicted model, not a curated record. The coding region runs from base 1 to 2049 and encodes 682 amino acids.
AUGGCAAGGCUAUGCUCUCUCCCCGCGCGGGCGCGGAAUUUCCCUAUAAACCAAUCUUCUAGCCGCCUGUUGAGUCGCUUCUCCACCUCGUCGCGACGGUCAAACUACGCCGAUACGCUUCCCAAUCUUAAGAUUGGGAAACAUACCAAGGUUUUGUUCCAGGGAUUUACUGGGAGACAGGCCACGGCCAAUGUCAAGGAGUCUCUGGCAUGGGGCACAAAGAUUGUAGGGGGCGUCAAACCGGGUGUUGAAGGCGAACACCUAGGUCUUCCUAUAUUCCCAUCCGUGCGGACGGCCCAAGAGAAGGCGAGGCCGGACGCCUCUGCUAUCUAUGUUCCCGGGAACCAGACCGCCCAGGCCAUUGAAGAAGCCAUCGCAGCUGAGAUCCCUCUAGUUGUGGCUGUUGCAGAGCAUGUUCCGAUCCAUGAUAUUUUGCGGAUCCACUCCAUGCUACAGACUCAGUCUAAAACAAGGCUUGUUGGCGCAAACGUUCCCGGUAUCAUUUCGGCGAUCGGAAAGUGCCGUAUCGGCUUCCAGCCGUUGCCCUGCUUUGCGCCCGGUAACGUAGGCAUUAUCGCCAAAUCGGGUACACUAAGUUACGAAACCGUCGCCUCGAUCACGAGAGCCGGGCUUGGUCAGAGUCUAUGCAUUAGCAUGGGGGGUGACUCCCUGGCGGGAACGAAUUUCGUGGACGCUCUAACCGUUUUCGAGAAUGACCCCGACACGGAGGGCAUUGUCCUAGUUGGUGAGAUUGGUGGCAUCGCGGAGAUCGAGGCUGCGGAUUGGAUCAAGGACUAUCGUCGCCGGACUACAAACCCUAAGCCCAUUAUGGGUCUAGUUGGUGGUCUGCAGGCUCCGCCUGGACGAAUUAUGGGUCAUGCAGGGGCUUGGGCAGCGCCUGGUGAGCCGGACGCAAAGACCAAGUAUCGGGCGCUGGAGCGUGCUGGGACGGUCAUGGUCAAUCACCCGGAGAAGUUUGGAGAGGGAAUGAAGACUCUCUUAAAUAGCCGGCCUCGUGUCGGUACAACAUCUGCCAGUUCGGGGAAUCAGAAGAGGGGUCUGCAUACAAUGCGGCGUGUUACACCCAAAACCACAACCCGGGCGCCGUUGAAGCAGACCAGGUCUCUCUACGUCAAACAGUUUCAGGCCCUUGACAUGCUGAAGGAAAAGUCGAUCGCAGUCCGUGAGGCUGCACCUUCAGAAGGUGACUUCUUCGUGACUCUCACCGUCGAUAGGACAUCAUUAUCUCCUUGCAUUCUUGCAUCCUCAACAGCGGACUUUGAACCCUCCCUCACGGGUCGUUUCCCGUUUUCUUACGCCAAUCCAGAUUUGGAUGGUAGAUCUUCGCUUAUGAAAGCUGUCGCAGCUCAUCUUCACACCCCAGCUGAGGCCUAUGAGAAUUUGGCACAGCUGAUCCAGAGUUUAUGGCAAAUAUUCAAGGAAAAGGAAGGCUAUCUACUUGAAGUUCGCGCGAGCUUGUCGACCAGUGGCCUGGAAGUCCGAGGAGCGCGGUUUGGGUUUGAUGAUGCAGCUUACAAGAGCUCAGGGCGUCAAGAAGAAGUUCAUAAACUGAGAAACAAGGCAGAAGAAGUUCCCGAAGAAGUGGAAGCAGAGAAGGAUGGAAUCGUCUACGUGAAGUUGGAUGGUGAAGGCAGCAUUGGCACAUUGGUGAACGGUGCCGGCCUAGCCAUGAACACAGUUGACGCCCUCACUAUCCACGGAGGGCACUGCGCGAACUUCCUCGACACCGGUGGCAAAGCGACUUCGGAGACAGUCAAGUCCUCCUUUCGGAUCAUCUGCUCUGACCCCCGGGUCAAAGCAAUCUUUGUCAACAUUUUCGGGGGGCUGACACGGUGUGACAUGAUCGCGGAGGGCAUCAUCCUCGCUUUCCGUGAUCUGCACAUGCAGGUACCGGUUGUGGUGCGAUUGAGAGGAACAAACGAAGAGGCAGGACAGAAGAUGAUCGCCGAGAGUGGACUGCCUCUGCACGCCUUUGAUGGCUUUGAGCCUGCUGCCAAGAAGGUGAUCAGUCUGGCUAAAGAGGCAUGAUAUGCUACAUAUACGAAUGUCGAGCACAUGUCUAGAUAGAAGAUACAUUGCCGUCAUCAAAUAGAGUC